Molecule: messenger RNA, 1203 nt
Organism: Dendroctonus ponderosae (mountain pine beetle)
Lineage: Eukaryota; Metazoa; Arthropoda; Insecta; Coleoptera; Curculionidae
Product: venom acid phosphatase Acph-1
Exons: 7
Coding region: 30-1160 (376 amino acids)
Biological process (GO): dephosphorylation
Molecular function (GO): phosphatase activity
Source: RefSeq, a predicted model, not a curated record
GAGUUUGAAGGCAAGUUAGCCGUUCAGCAAUGUACCGUCUCGUGCUCUUAGUGAUCCUGUCCAUCUUGGGUUCUUUGGUGGUUGUUGAUGGUCGACGACCUCCACCCCGACCAACUCCACCUCCAUCAUCUGAUGAUGACACUCUGCUGUUGGUUCACACUCUCUUCAGGCAUGGAAACCGAACGCCCAACUCCAAGGUCUACAGCAGCAACCCCAUUUCAAACUCCAGCUUCUACUGGCCUCAUGGGUAUGGGCAGCUAACCGAGGAGGGAAAAAGGACGGAGUACCGGAUAGGAACCACCCUUAGGGAACGGUACCAAAACUUCCUAGGCAACGCCUACAACAUUGACUUCAUCGACUCCCGAACAACGAAUGUUAACCGCACCAAAAUGUCCUUGCAGCUGGUGCUGGCUGGAUUAUGGCCUCCAACUGGCCAGCAGGUGUUCCUGCCAUGGCUCAACUGGCAGCCAAUUCCCUACAACUACCUAACAAACGACAAGGAACUCAGUGGAACCAGCGUUUGCAGCAACUACGAUACCUUAGUGGACGAAGUGGAAAACUCCGAUGAGAUCCAAGAACUUUUGUCUGUAUAUGAUGAAAUCUUUGAGUACAUCUCCAAUCAAACUGGGGAGGACUUUAGCACUCCCGAUGACAUGUUCAGUUUGUACUUCGAAUCAGUUGCUCAGGUCGAAUACGGGUAUCCAGUGGAAGAAUGGUUGGAGGAAGUGUUUCCGGACGAUUUGGAGAAAAUCACCAAAGAUGUCUACUACAUUGGCACCAACACAACGGCUCUGAAGCGAAUUGCAGGAGGCUUUCUGCUGAGAAAAAUCAUCAACGACUCCAAGGCCAAAAUCGAUGGGCUGCUCACUCCCGAGAAUAGAAAAAUGUUCUUGUACUCCGCCCACGAAAGAAAUGUUGCCAACCUCCUCAUUACCCUUGGAGUUUAUGGGGAUGAAAUCCCCACCUACGGCUCCCAUGUCAUAGUGGAGUUGCAUAACAUUACAAACGUGUACGGAUUCAAGGUUCUUUAUCAAGACUGGACAACCUCCCAACCCCAACUUUUAACUAUCCCUGGUUGCGCAGCUUUCUGUCCAUACGACGAGUUCGUUGAGCUACUCGCAGAGGUAAUUGCUGAUGAAGACGACUGCGAAACAUCGUAAUUACGUGCUUAAUAAGGCGGCAAUAAAAACGCAUUGAAAGUUU